Sabethes cyaneus is the source of this 1606-nucleotide messenger RNA. Its product is annotated as sugar transporter SWEET1. The transcript has 3 exons. Lineage: Eukaryota; Metazoa; Arthropoda; Insecta; Diptera; Culicidae. The record is from RefSeq and is a predicted model, not a curated record. Gene Ontology annotation, cellular component: membrane. Gene Ontology annotation, biological process: carbohydrate transport. Gene Ontology annotation, molecular function: sugar transmembrane transporter activity. Bases 257 to 946 code for a protein of 229 amino acids.
GUUGGUUAGUCUAUGGUUUGGUGCGUAUCGUGCUCGUGUAAAUACCACCACACCAUGCUCUCACAUUCCGUCGCUUAUCAACGCGAAUGAAAUAGUUUUGUUUCUGAUACAUUUCAUUUCAAUUACAUGGUCUACCACGAGUAGUGUCAAAGUUAAAUAAUUACAUAAUACUUAUAGUGCACUGCAUCGUGCGGCAUCGCAGCUCGCCAGAUUUGUUCCCAUCCUCCUUGUCGAACCUAGUUUAAACGUGUCGAAAAUGGAGGCCUUAGCCGUGGCACUGGAACCGCACAAAAACACGGUGGGUCUGACAGCAGCCAUCAUUACGGUGCUGCAAUUCUUCAGUGGAGUAUUUGUGGUGAACGACAUCCGGAAGAAGGGAAACACCGAGGGUUUUUCUGCUGGUCCAUUCCUGGGCGGAGCAGUUUUUUCCCUGCUGAACAUUCAGUUCGGUCAGAUGCUGCAGGAUGACGCCAUGAUUAAGGUCAACUUCAUCGGACUUGCAUUGAACGUAGUGUAUGUGUGCGCUUUCUACAUAUACACGGCGGCCGGUUAUGGCAAGGCUAAGGUUUGGGGACAAAUCGGAGCUGCAGGAGCGGUGGCCGUCGGAAUACUUUCCUACGUGCAGUACGAGGAUCCGAAGGUGGUCGAGUUUCGAUUCGGAAUCAUACUGACGGGUGUGCUGCUGCUGUUGGUUGGGAUGCCGCUGCUGGGCUUGGGGGAAAUUAUCAGAAAGAAGAGCACUGAAGGACUACCGUUUCCAAUCAUUUUGGCCGGAUCGGUAGUGUCGCUUGCAUGGCUACUGUACGGUGUUGUACUCAGAAGUGACUUUCUCGUGAUACAAAACCUCCUCGCCUUGGCUCUGGGCGCAGUGCAGCUUGCGUUGUUCGUCAUUUAUCCCAACACACCGGUUAAGAAACAGACGAAGCGAACAAAGAAGACAAAUUGAGCAAAACAAUCUUGCAUAUGCUGGAUAAAAGGACUGAUUAUUUGCGGCAACGUGAUAGAGAAAAAAGCUGGAUGAAACCGAUUGACAAUAAUAUGUUACCGUGCGGACAAUAAAUUUGAACCCAUUUUUAUAUAUCUAGUUAUAGUUAGACCAAAAGUCUAAUAAAAUUGUGGGCAAUUUACAGAGUAAUUGUCUACAGCUCAAAAAAAAAACUUCCGAACAGUGAUAGCUAAUUGUUGCAGCGUACUAUUAAUAAUAAUAGAUUUAUAGGAAAAAUAACUUUUGGCAGAUAAGACAAUAAUUAAAAGUGCAUGGAGCAGAAUACAUAUUUUUGGUGAUAAAGUUUAUGCAAGUAAAUAAAAUUCCGGUGUAGAGUAAAUGAAUUGUUAUUAUAGUUCUGGUUAUUGAAUACCUCUUAUCGCAUUUUCAAACAAUCCACUUCACUUCAGCCGCUUUUGAUGGCAUGUUGAUAAAUACUAUCUUAAUUCAUUAUUCUUCAAUGUGUAUGAUAAUAAAUAUAGCAAAUAAACAUGAAAAAUAAUUUCGCUCAAUACCCGAUGUAGAUCAUGUAGCAUAGUGAAGUAAAUUUUCGAAAUGUUUCAUUAUGUUUGCUUGUAUAGAAGAUCAAAAUCUAAAACAGUUCCGCGGAUGUUAAGAUAA